Molecule: messenger RNA, 585 nt
Organism: Aureobasidium pullulans EXF-150
Lineage: Eukaryota; Fungi; Ascomycota; Dothideomycetes; Dothideales; Saccotheciaceae
Exons: 1
Biological process (GO): protein phosphorylation
Molecular function (GO): ATP binding; protein kinase activity
Source: RefSeq, a predicted model, not a curated record
AUGGAUGAGAAGUUUCGGAACGAGGACGAGGUGGAUCCGGUGGUUGUUCACAAUGAUCUCAAGCCUGAUAACGUGUUUGUCAAUCAUCCUGGAUCGCUGGGCAAAGAUGCGGAUUAUAUCAUGUUUCCCGCCGCGUAUAUCGGCGACUUUGGCCUGGCGUUUUUGACUUCGGAGGGUCGACCCAAGAAUGGGAAAUAUGGAGGAACACCCGAUUUUGUCGUGCCGGAAAACGAGUUUGAUGAAGAAGGAGACAAGGUAUUUGAGGAUACUGACUGUCACUCAAAGUCAAAUAUUUGGGCUAUUGCCUAUAUCAUCUUACUUCUCAUGGAGAGAACCACCGACAGACUACGACCACCAGCAACAGAUUACGUCGAAUACAACAUGGAGUGUUGGGAAAUGUUGGCUGUAGAGUUCCCCGGCUACAGAAAAGAAUUGAUCAGAACGGUAGAAAGCUGUCUCGCCCCAACAAUGGAGGAACGCCCUUCUCCCCAAGAACUCUUGGAGACCAUAGAAGGCUACCUGGAAAAAUUCUCAGAUGGCAUGAAACGCUGGGGCACACUCCCUUGGGCCACAGACCUACACAAC